CUUUUGGUGUACCCUCAGACCGGAACAGGUGCUGUCAAUAUCACGCGAGCUGACCUGAAGCGGCUGGACGACGGGCAAUACUUGAACGAUACUAUAAUCGAGUUCGGACUCAAACUAUGGAUGGAAAAUCUCCGCCAGAAACUGCCGGAGCUAGCUGACCAGGUGCACGUCUUCAACUCCUUCUUUUAUAAGAAGCUUAGCAGCAAGAAAGAGUGCGUCUUCAUCUCUCUUGGCGGAGUCCCGUCAUACUGA
Molecule: messenger RNA, 252 nt
Organism: Dichomitus squalens LYAD-421 SS1
Lineage: Eukaryota; Fungi; Basidiomycota; Agaricomycetes; Polyporales; Polyporaceae
Exons: 2
Biological process (GO): protein desumoylation
Cellular component (GO): nucleus; cytoplasm
Molecular function (GO): SUMO-specific endopeptidase activity
Source: RefSeq, a predicted model, not a curated record